AUGUCUGUCCAAUAUGACUCGACAGCUACUCUUUUAAACGCUACCUUGGUGGCCGUUCUGCUGAGCGAACGAGAUGUAGCUGGUCAAAUUCCACUUAACUAUGUGACAAACCCCGGCGUGUCGCUGUCAGCUGCCUGCUUCGGAAACCGCAUCUAUGAUCGAGAAGGCGCUGCAAAAUGUUUCUCCAACCUCCUAGCAAUCGGAUACCGACGUCUUGUUGUCGAUCUAUAUUGGUCAGUCAACCGUAGGAGUUGGUCUUUUUGUCCGGUGUCUGUUCCAGUCGGAUCCGGAACGACUGCAUCCCCGGAGACUUCCACAACCAAGACAUCUGCGAAUAUCUCCGGUAGGGACGAUGAUUCACAUGGACUCGCUCUCUACGAGCUAGGCUCAUACAAGUGCACUGACGACCUCGAUCCCUCCGUCUUGUCGGAUGUGCUUGUUGGUUAUUUCCGAAUCACAAACAAUAAGUUGACCGUGUACACGACCUAUCUUGUUCUCAAUCUCCACGUCGCCGCAAGUGACUCCACGCCAGAUGAUCCUGCUUCUACCAUAUCAGGAGGUCAAUUGCCAUCGGAAACUGAGCGGGCUGGCUCAAUCCUCGGCACGGCCCUUAGUGACUUUACCUAUACCCCGGCUCAACUUGCCUCGGACCGAAGCAAUUUAAACCAGUCGUGGUAUAAGGUUGAUCAGGGCUAUAUGCCCAUCACAGAGUAUUUCACCGUUCAUGAAAAUGAAGCGGGCGAACAAAGCACUCCAGAUGGCUGGCCAUCAUCAAAAUUCAUUCAGCUCGCGAAACGCGAUCGAGUGCUCAUUGAAUAUGGCUCUAUCGAUUCCCAAUUGACGCAUUACAAUAUAUCUACCGAAGGAAAUUCCGUCUUUCCUCCUGGAUACCUGACUUCCGAGGUGAAGGUCUCCGCAACCAAUAAUGGCACUCUCACUUCAGGCUGUCUGUAUGAGCCUGGGCUCACACGCGUGUCUCAAACCCACUCGUCAUGGGCUAUAUCCAAUCACAUUCCUGUUCCUGAUGGUCUUUCCACGGAUGAAACGAUGCAUUCGCUAUCGAAUGUUCUCUCUGACAUGACAGCUUGUGGUCUCUCGCCAAUGCUCAACAUUACCCUCUUUGGCCAGACUGCAGAUCAGCAAGUUGAAUAUUACCGUAAUCUCUCUAUCUCUUCUUCCUGGGCUUGGGCAGUUGGCGAGCCACACGAUGCAAACUAUGCUGGUGGAGGUGACAAUCCCAAGUAUGAUCGCUGUGCGAUCAUGGACCUAACGCUCAAUGGCCACUGGCGGUCCACGAAUUGCACUGACCAACGACAUGGCGCUUGUCGAAUUGGUAAUUUACCUUUCUCCUGGGUCCUGUCAGAAGCGUCCGAUCAUUUCUCAAACGUGUCGGACACUUGUCCGCCAGGAUCGAGCUUCGCUGUACCACGUACCGGUCUCGAAAACACGUAUCUCUACAAAUAUCUUCUCUCUCUGCCAGAGACAAAGGUUGACUUGAAUUCCACAGAUCCUGCUCAUCGAGAGGUCUUUAUAAACUUCAACUCGAUGGAUAUCACUUCUUGCUGGAUACCUGGUGGCUAUGCGGCGAGCUGUCCCUAUGCCUCUGACCCACAAGAACUCGAGCGGGAAACUGUGCUUGUUGCCGCAAUUGCGAGUAUCAUCAUUCUUAUUAUCGCGGCCUUGACUCUAUUCGUCAAGUGCAACGCCAACCGCCGCAAUUCCCGGCGCAGAAAGCGUGUCAUUGGAGGAUGGGAAUAUGAAGGUGUUCCCUCGUGA
Molecule: messenger RNA, 1776 nt
Organism: Penicillium vulpinum
Lineage: Eukaryota; Fungi; Ascomycota; Eurotiomycetes; Eurotiales; Aspergillaceae
Product: Lectin C-type domain protein
Exons: 2
Coding region: 1-1776 (591 amino acids)
Source: RefSeq, a predicted model, not a curated record